UUUUGUUGAUUUCAUCACCUGCAGAGCCUACCACAGAUGCAUUUGGUGACCAAAGUCAAACGCACCUACAGCUCGCGCUCGCGGCUAUCACUCCCGUCCUCAUCGCCAUCGUCGUCACCGCCGUCGACGACGAAGCGCAAGCGCCUCGGGGAAGGCGCCGAGAACGAGCCUCCAACAAAGAAACGGAUAACAACCAAAACCUCGUUUUCGCAGAAAUCCGCAAAGCCAAAACAAAGUGUUCUAAGGCAGCUUCAUUUUUCUAUAGAAACUUCAGUCCUACGAACCUGCACAAUUUGUGGCCUCUCGUAUACACGAGGCGCACCGGAUGACGAAACAUUGCAUCGUGCCCAUUGCUCACGCGUGCAAAGGGGAAUGGAGUGGGGCAGAGAGGAAGAACGUGAAGCAGAGAAAGCUGAUGUAGAAGAAAUACAAUCUGCAGUAAAGCUGAAAGAUGGAAAGAAAGGUCGCAUCAUCUGUUUCAAGGCGAAUGUUGGUGGAAGAAUUGGAUCUAAGCUUGCGAUAUUGCUCGAGACGAUAAAUAUUGCCCUUUCAUCUCCUCCGCUAUCGACCGAAAUUCUACAAUCAUCGAAAGCAUACCUCUAUCUGAUACCAUCACUGACGAAUACACACCGAGAGAAGAUAGUAGGCUGCGUCAUUGCUCAACGAAUAUCCACCGCCAUGACUGUUGCCACUCCUUCAGACAUCUUGCUUAAGGGUAACUCUAAUCAAGCCGCUGACCGCGACUCGCCCCCGUCAUCGCCGACUCACAGACUGGUCACAGUCGACACGACCUCGGGACUCUUUUGCCAUCCAAAGGCCUUACCUACGCCCCUCGGUAUACCACGUCUAUUUGUCUCAUCGGCACAUCGACGGCAAGGUAUCGCUAGCCGCUUACUAUCAGCUGCAGCUGCGACCUUCAUCCACGGUUGUCCACUUGACCCUGUCAAUGGUGAUGUCGCAUUUACACAACCGACCGAAGGAGGGCACGCCGUCAUGCAAAACUGGGGUAGAGGAGGUGUAAGAAUAUAUGAGGAGUAACAUGCUGGUCGAGCAGUGUGGAGUUUCUGACAUACCCCCGGCAACGUUGAGCUCUGGGCAGACAGCAAAAACUGUGCAACAUUGGAAUUGCAGGGAUUGUCAUAUAGCACAGCAACGAAGACUAUUGUUACUUUCAAUAUCUUUUGUGAGCUAUCCACGGACGAUAUAGUACAGCAGCUAAUUUUUGUACA
Molecule: messenger RNA, 1229 nt
Organism: Suillus bovinus
Lineage: Eukaryota; Fungi; Basidiomycota; Agaricomycetes; Boletales; Suillaceae
Exons: 2
Coding region: 37-1038 (333 amino acids)
Biological process (GO): mitotic sister chromatid cohesion
Cellular component (GO): chromatin; nucleus
Molecular function (GO): protein-lysine-acetyltransferase activity
Source: RefSeq, a predicted model, not a curated record